AUGCGUCAUGGCGACGAAUUCACGGCCCCCUUUACGGACGACCUCAACUCCACCCGUCGCACCACAACCCCAAUGUCCAGCGACGAGAAGGAGCCCUUCGACGAGGGCCCCACCACCACCUCCACCGAGCCCACCACCACCUGGCUGGCGCCCGACCCCGCCGACCCCGAGUUCAUCUGGCACUUCCCCAACGAACAGCCGAUCGUGAUCAGCCCCGAGCUCUGCAAACAGGGGAUUCUGAUGCGCUUCGAGGAGCUGGUCAAUCAGCUGAGCACCGGGUGGAAAUACCAUGUCGCGAAUACGGAGGGAAUCAAAGACGCCUGGAGGCAGUUUGAGAAGUUCUACGAAAAUGUCUGCAGCUACACUGGAGGUGGGUUUGGGGUUUUUUGGGGUGGAAAAAUAAUAAAAAAAAACUUUUUGAAAAAUAAAAAAAAUCAAACAAAAAUUUAUUUAUAAAAUUUUUUUUAAAAUUCAAUUUUUACCCCCUAAAUCUAUCUGCCUGUCGAAAAAAUAACAAAAACGUUUUAAAAAAAAUUCUGCGUGUUUUUAAAGUUCAAAAAAUUUCUUUUUAAAAAUUCAAAUUUUUUUUUAAAUUCAAAAAAAUUUUAAUUCGUAAAAUACAAAAAAAGAAAUCAUCAAAAGUUUCUUGACCCUCUAAACCUACUGGUCACCACGAAAACAUCCGUAUUUUCGCUUAUCAGGCAUUCGGAAAACAUGAUUCAUCUAAAAAUUCAAAUAAAAACACGGAAGAGUGCUAUUCAGCUGAUAACGAGAGCGGACGCAGCAUUAGCGCACAUUCAAUGGGGCUUUUUGGGAGUCAAAACACCUUUUAAAUCUUUAAUUUCGUAAUUUCAACAGCAUUUUUAGACUUUUUUUUCAAAAAUUUCUUCAAAUUUCGAUCAAAAAAUCUGUUUUAAUCCAAAAAUCCCAUUUCUCAUUCCUCAAUAUGCAAAUUUCGGCCAUCUUUCAUCCGCUUUUAUCGCAUUGCCAUCAAUAUUUAUCUUCACCAUGACAUCCCUUGUCCUUUUCCAUUGGAAUUCGGCCAAAAAACGACGUGGCCGCGCGAGAAUUUGGGUGGCCCAAAGAGGGGCGGCAAUUUGCAUAAAGCCCGUGGGGAAAUUUUAUCGCCGCCACAGAUUUACAAGUCCUUCGGAGCCGCCGUUGGGCCGUAAAAAUUAUGAGAGAAGUUGAUGGGAAACGGGAGGGGCGUUAUCAGCGAGUUUUGCGAUUUUUCAUUCGAAAAAGGAAAGUUUGAUGCGUCAGCGCGGUACUCUGGCAAAUUAGAGUAAGCGUAGAAUAGGUCAUGGAUGAAAGCUCCUAUCAGUCUGUCGGGAAAAUAAUGAGCACUCUGUGGAGAGCGACCAGAGAAGUUUUUUGCGCAAUAUGUUUUGAUUCUGUCUUUGAACGAUGUCGCAGGAAUGUUUUUCGGGUCCGAGAACGGCCACGAAGUCUGCUGGAAACUUGUCGCGGAUUGUAGAUGAGAUUUGACCUAAAAUUUGCGACAAAAAUUUUUUGUCGUAUUUUGGUCUAAAAGUCAUUUUUAGAGCGUUUUAGGACAUAAAAAUUUUGUCGCUAAUCUUAGUGCAAGUUUACACUAAAUUUUGCGACAAAAAAUUUUUGUCGUUUUUUUCUCUGAAAACGAUUUUCAGCGCGUUUUUGGACAAAUUAUUUUUGUCGCUAAUCUUAGUGCAAGCUUACACUAAAUUUUGCGACAAAUUUUUUUGUCGUAUUUUUGUCUAAAAGUAAUUUUUCGGUUGUUUAAAAAAAUUUUGUCGCUGAUUUCAGUCCAAAUUUUUUGUCCAAAAAGUCACAAAAUCCUAAAAUUUACCUCUCCAAAAUCACUUUUAUAACCCCUUCAUUCAAUCUCCCUUUCCUCCAUAUUCUUCCCAGGUCCCUCUUUCACCUCCAUAACCGGAAUUAGCCAUGUUUUUCCCCGCUCUUCUUCCCCUCUCGCGUCUUCCAGAACUUGCACUGGAGGACGCGAAAUUUGGCUUCAAAUCGACCGUGCGAAUGGGCUUUUGAGGAAAGCCACUGGCGCGUCAAACGCCUCUGGUCAUUUAUUCGCACGCGCCUGUCGUGGGAAACGUUUCUCUAUGCAAAUUAAAUGGCAAAUUAAAUUUUUAAGCCAUUUUUUGGCGAUUUUUCAAAAUUUUCGGGCAAUUUGACCAUUAACUUUUUUUUGAGGGAGCAGUAAAUUAAAAUUGGAUGCGUUUUUCGAAUAUCUUUUAUGAUUUUUAUUAAAAAAAUUUUUUUCUUCGGAAUGAAGCCAAUCGCAGCCAUUGUUCCGGAAAUCUUGUUAUUGCCGCCGCAGGCGGAAAUCCAAUUGAGUUUAUUAAAAAAAAAUUCUCCAUGAAACACGUGAGAUGUAUUAAUCUGUUUUUCAAGAUUUUUUAGUAACAAAUUUGUUCGUAACCGCAGUUUCAAAUAUUACACUAGACACUAUUCCCCAAACUUUGAUUUUUCCCAUUUUCCUUGCGUUUGACCUAGAACAAAGCAUCUAUUUGGCCAUAUAAAGACGCAUAAAGGCCUAGAAAAGGUUUUUACAGCGGAAACAAUCCUGGUUUUAUUAUGAUAUACUACAAAAUCUCAUCAAAAUUACGCAUAACCGACCGAAAACGGUUAUUUUUGGGAAAUUAUUGGAAAUACCAUCAUAAAUCAGACAAAUGUUUUGGCUCUCGUCCGGGAUUAGUAAUACUUUUGCCUGCUUUAUGUGGUCCUCGACGAUAAAUCGCGUGUUCUACAGGGCAAUAAAAACACAAGCGGAAAACGCGGCCGUUUUCGGAUUUUAAACCCGCAAAAAUGCGUUGUUAUUUUUGGCGGACUGAAUAGACUAUGGCUUUAUUACGUUUACCAUGUGUUAGUUUUCGUCUUGUGGGAUCUAUAGAUGGAUUAUCAUGUCGCUUUUCCAUUGAUGCUUUGAUUUUUUGGCGAUUCUUUGAUUUUUAUCCAAUUUUGGGGACCUUUAAACAAUUGCUUGUAAUUUCUUGCCUAAGGGCAAGUUUGAAAUUGCCAAUUGAGUGGUGGAUGAACAUGCCUUUGGCUUCAAAUUGAUACUAUUCACGCUUUUUGGCUUCGAAUUUUGCGGAAGUUAUAGCCUUUCAAACUUUUCCCGCAAAAAAAUCCGUUCCUUCCGUUGCAGCGGCCACAAAUUUAGCCAAUUUGCAUAUCCCACCCUUAAGCCAUAUUUAGAAAUACCAGCAGUUCUCUGGCAACGUCCAGUUUCCUCAAAUUUUUCCUUCACCAUCUCAUAACAUUCAUUUUCUCAUCAAGUUCUGGCCUAAUCUCCAAUUCACUAAUCCCCAAAUCUCCAUAACAAGUUCCCCAUGCUCAUGGCGCGCAACGAACAUGAAUUCCGCCGGCCCCUUCGGCCAUACGCACGCUCUCUUCGGGGGCCCCGACAGCAAUUUUGCACGACCUUUUUUUGGCGUUGACUUUAUCCUCUUUUGUGUUCUCUUUUCGGCCGGCCCUUUUUCGUUGUUCAUGAAGGGCGGGGGAUGAGAAAAGACGUUUGAACGGGCGGCUUGUACUUUGAGGAGGGACGAGAUUACAUGCUGACGUGUGGUACGCAUACCUGCGCAGCAAUCUGUAGUGUUUUUGGCCGGAGUUGAAGAGGAUUUUCUUGAGAUUUUUGAGAUUUUUUGGCCAAAAAAUUAGAAUUUUGGGGAGUUUUGGUGGUCACAAGUUUUUAAAGCAAUAUUUGUGACUAGAAGCUGUUGGAAAUGCCCUUUUAUGGAGUGUUUACUUUUUAUAACUAUCCUCUGUAGGAGUAGCAAAUUGCUGUUGGCAUUUUCAGUCAUAUUACAUUUCAAACCCCCCAGUUUUUUUGUCAAAAACAUCUCUAAUCCCUUAAUUUUUCUCCGAAAUUAGGGCUUCGCUCAUUUAUAGUAAUAGUUAUUGCCCAGAAAGCUAGUUAUAUCUGCAUUUUAUAUAUCAUACAAGUCCUAUCCAGCACAAUCAUUAUGUUUUCCCCUCUAAAAUUUAUACAUUGUACCUCAUGAUAUUUGCAUAUCCUCCCGAAUAUCUCCAAAAUCCCGCAGAAUAUUUUUAUUUCCCCCUCGUACCCUUUUAUCACGCCCCUGGCCUCCCAAAAGCAGUCAUUAAAAACUUCUUCAUGUUUAAAUGCCCUCAGGAUAUUUGGCUGGCUGCACCCUUCAGGUAAUGAAAAUUUGCGGCCUUCAGGAUUCUUUGGACUCUUUUUGGAGAAAAUUUUUGCGAAAUAUGUUUUGAUUCUGUCUUUGAGCGAUGUCAUGGAGAUGUUUUUUGGACUGCAGAGCGACCAGGAAGUCUGCUGGAGGCUUGUCGCGGAUUGUAGAUAAGGUGUAGAGUAAAUUUUGCGACAAAAAAUUUUUGUCGUAAUUUGGUCUGAAAAUGAGUUUUAGAGCGUUUCAGGGGAGAAAAAAUUUGUCGCAGGUUCUAGUGUAAGUUUACAUUACAUUUUGCGACAAAAAAAAUUUUGCCAGAUUUUGGUCUCAAAAUGAUUUUUACAACUUUUAAGGGCAAAAAAAAUUGUCGCUAAUCGUAGUGUAAGUUUACACUAUAUUUUGCGACAAUUUUUUUUCCCAGAUUUUGAUCAAAAAAUAAUUUUUACAACUUUUUAGUCCAAAAAAAAUUUGUCGCAAUUUCUAACACAAAACUCUACUACCACCAGCGACAAACAACACUUUUAUCGACAGUUUAUAGUUCUUUGGGAAACCGAACGUUUUGGCGGCAUUUCAAGCUUUUUUUGGGCGGAAAUUAAAGUUGGACUUGUGUCUCCAUUGUUGUCGCGGUGUCUGUGGGUGGGCCUGGGAGAAAAAAGCGAGCAUGUCGAAAAAGUUUGGCGAUAUUUUUAGCCGACUAUGGAGAGAAUUUAAUAACCUUAAGAUGUUUGUUUUUGGAGUUCACUAUGAUGUCGGCUUCUUCCGGUGGGAAAGUUGGGAGGAAAUUCGAGAUUUCUUAUGUUUUUUGGGGAUUGUGAUGUCUUUUGAUAUUUGUCCUACUAAAUAGCGGCUUGAAGUCUUGUUUUUCGGAGCCAAAAUUCUUGGAAUCCAAUAUGUUUAAGAGUAAAAAAAUUUUUUAUUGCACAGUGCAAUAAAGUUUUAUUUUCCGCACUGUGCAAAAUUUCAUUUAUUUCUGCACGGUGCAAAAUUUUUCUAUUCUUUGCACAGUGAAAGAAUUCCAUACUUUUUGGUUUUAUACUUUUUGCACUGUGCAAAAAGUCAUUUAUUUUUGCACUAUGCAAAAUUUUACAAAUUUCAAGCACGGUUUAAAAUUUUAAUAUUUUUUGUACAGUGCAAAAUUUCCUUUAUUUUUGCACUGUGCAAAUCCCCCUUCCUUCUGCACUGUGCAAAAUUUCCAAAUUUCCCGCACAGUGCAGUUUUGGAAAAAAUCUCAAAAUCCCCCGGAAUAGCUCAUGUAGCUCAUAUGCAUCCAAAAUUGCGAAGACUUGUAACCUAUCUCUCACAGGUGCCCACCCCUCGUUUUCUCAGAAUUCACGCUUGGCGUUCUCCCUCUUUUCCUAAUUUCCCCUCUUAAUGUCACAUAACAGGGCGUCUUGAAUGGACGUGUAAUCAUGUCGGGAGGGACAAAAAUAUGGUCUGUAUUCAAAAUUUGGGUCUUUUUUUAGGUUUUUAAAAGGGUAUAUGCACUUAAAAUUACGAGUUUUUGCGGUUUUCAACCCAAUUUUUUGGAAUUAUGCAAUUUUUGCGAUAAAAAAGAUCUUUUUUGUCUUCAAAAAUUAUUUUUAGGCAAUUUUUAGAUCUUUAUGCAAAUUUCUGAACCAAAUUUAAAUUUGCAUAUUUUCCGAAAAAUUUGCAUAUUUUCAAAAAUUUGAGUAGAAAAAUAUAAUUUUUGAAUAUAACCUUUCUUCUAAACCCAUUUUUAUUGAAUUCUCUUUGAAUUUUGAUAUUCGCUUUCAAGAGUUUUCUUAUUGUCUUUUCUAAUUUCGCGAGAACAAGUGUCGCUAUUCAAAUUUCGCCCCCGAUAACCUUGCUCUGAAUUGCAUAACAAGGACGUCGCGGGGAGGAUUUCAAAUUAGUUUUUGAGCGUUUGGCUUAGCGAUUCCUUGCUUUUACGCCGCAUUUUGCCUCUGAACUUACCGAAAAUUUUCAAUUUGAAAGAAAAUUCUCAUAUAGCGACCAACUACAAUUUUACCCCAAAUUUUUGAUGUCUGAGCUAAUCUCUGCUCUUCUCAGUUCAUAAUCGUGUGAAGACUACAAUUCUUUGUUGGCUUCUUUCCGCCGCAAAUUGUAAAUGGAGUUAUUGCGGUCCGAAGCGCUCAUAAUUUUGUUUUUUUCAAUUCCUCCCCGUAAUCGCCCUAUAAAUAUGCUCAUGAGAUAACAUGUUACUGCUGAAUAUUCAAUGCAACUUUUUGAGGCCAAAGGCUCGCGCUAAAGUCACGUAUUCUCCGCGAAGACGAGAUUUUUUGCGGCCAAUUGGCCAAAAAGAGCGAGAUGCUGAGUCAUCCGAUAUCUUCGAUAUAUCGCCAAUUAUGGGGCUGAUAUCGGAGACACUCGGCCAAUUACUUGUUAAGCGCUUGCUUGGCAACCCGCCGAAGGGCUUAAAGUGGCAGUGCCUUAGGGCAUUUGGCUCCAAAAAACAUUUAAUUCGUUUUUUGGCGUGGGAAAUUUUCGCGGAUUAUUGGCCGCCCCAAAACAAAUGUUGUUUUACGUGAGUUAGGGCAAAGAUUCUCGCUGGUCCCCCCGUAAGUUUGAGGCUAUUCAGUUGUAGGUAUGUCUAUUACAAAGCCGUCUUUUAACGAUGGCUUUCGACGCGAUUGUUUGAAUUUUUCGAAUUUCCAAAUUCCAGGACCCUUGGCUUCGAAUAGUGCCCGCAGGGAAUCGGAUUACCUGGCGCGCUGAACAAGCUGAGGAAGCGAGUGCACGCCGCAAAAAAAUUAGAAUUUUAUUUGCAUAGGCGCGCGGACAAAGAUACUUUAAGUGGGCCUAAUCUUGGGUAAUGUCUUCGUGUUUGCGGUCGGUUUGGAUUAAAAUUCAUUCAAUUUUUUUGUGUUUCGGAUUUUCUAGAGGGCCUUUUGAGAUAAGCGUGCGUUACUGGGUUCCCUCGUACUUUACAACCGGUCGAAAAAUCAUUUUUUUUCAAUUUUGAUGAUUUCGCCUCCAAUUUCCUCCCUUUUUUGGUCUCUAAACCAUUUAAAAAUCCACUAAAUCUCCCCAAAAAUGAUCAUGAAAGGCCGCGGCGGAACAGGCCCGUAAAAUAAUAAAUGUCUUCCGCCGAAAAAACACCGAUUUCCACCAUGUUUUACCUCCACAAUUUGUGAUGCACGAAAACGGGCGCGCAACCCGUUUUUACGGCGUUUUCCUGCAUUCAAAGGGGAUUUGCCGAAACACGGAAUUCGGGAAUUUAUUCCAAGCCCUUUCCGCUGGCUUUGUGACAUUCUGCGUUCGAAAUUAGCCUGAGGGGAUUUUGGCUUUUGUCCGUUUUUUGAGCGGACUUCGGAGCUCAUGGUUAAGGUUGCUUAGGGUUGAUUUGUGAAGUUAUUGUGUAUUUUCUGCUGAAUCUUCUAUUAUUACUUUGUGAAAUACGCCGACUACUUCUGGGAUGUUUAAUUUGCCCGUGAAAAUGUUACUCUGAAACCUGUAAAUAUCCAUUUUGAAGGAUAAUAUCACAUCAUGGUGGAGUGGAACGAAAAUUACUGGCAACGAAACUACGAGCAUCGAAAUCGUUAUAUGAAUGGUAACGUUUGGGAGCUUAGUAGGAAUACUACCCCAAAAAAAUAUAAAUUUUCAAAUUCUUAUGCAAAUUCUUGCAACAAAAUCGAUAUUAUCUUACCCAUCAAAAUAUGAACUGGCCAAUGUUGCAAAAAUCGAAUUUCCCGCAAAAGUCCUAAGGGCAGGAUGCAAAAAAGGUGUUUUGACAGCAUCUGCAAGCCACUGGCUACAAAAGAAGUUGAAGACUUCUCAUACUUUUGGCAUAACUGAGCCACACCGCCUCAACUUUUGUCCAAAACCCCCCACUUCUUGACCUCGGGCCGAGGAUGAUUUUUUGUCAUUAAUGUUUUAUGAGGCUCAAAACACAAAAGCCGUAUAAUCUUUUCCCUUCACGGACCACAUUUUACAGCUUUUUCACAUGCAUUUUUGCCCGCAAUAGUAUCUUUUCCGGUGUUUUUUGGCCCGACCUUCCUUUUUCAUCAUUUUUCGACUAAUUUUGGACAAAAAAGCUUGUUUUAUGGUGUAGAAUUGCAGUAGACAUAUUAUAGAUGACACCUUAUCUCAUGAUUCUUCCGGAAAUGGCGAGGCUUCAACAAAAUUUUUAUAUUUUUUGACAAUUUUUACCAUUUUUUGUCACAAAACGUCUGGAAAUUUGAAAAUUGCAAAAUUUUCGUUCAACUUGAACAUUGUACGCGUUUCCACAACGCUCAAUGUCCCCAAUUUACCGCCUCCUACCAUACACAAAGAAGGAAAUACCCGAUAAGAACCGCGCCGAGGAGUAUUAUGCGCUUCGGGGCCGCAUGAAUAUAAAAGCGGGUCCGGGGAUAAUUGUUCGCCGCAAAAAAUAGGUUUGAAUGGGUUAUGGAGGGCCGGAUGAAUGCUUCAGAUUUGCGCCAGACCACCGCCGGCACAUUGACGAUGGUUCUGGAAGCGGAAAAGUUUAUGGGUUCCGAGGGUUUGCGGGGAUUUUGUUGGACUUGACAUCUGAUGACUAGUAUAAGAUAAACGGCCUGUUUGGGUGGGUUUUUUCGCGACGUCAGCAGCUAUAAACUGUAACUUGACCCGUAUUAUGCCUAAUACUUCAUAUUUUAACACCCAGAAACCACUGCUCCAAAAAAUUUUAUAGUUACGGCCAAUUUAUAUUACACUUGACAUUAGAUGUCAAACUGGUCCAAAACAAUGACUUAUGCUUUUCAUAUGCUCUAUAAUAUUUUUUAAAUUACUGCUAGCAUUGUCAUUUUUCAUUAUCUAAAAGCUGAAAUGCAGAUGUGGACGUGAAAAGCUGUAAAUUCCGUAAAAAUGGCAACUUGGAGGCCAAAAUACCAGCCUCCGUUAUGGAAGACCGAUGUAAACGAUCGGUUGACGGCUCAUAGAGAGCGUCAGAGUGUGUUGACCGCUGUGAUGCAGUCGCUCCUACGUCAGGGUAACGGUAUAUACAAAAAUAUAUAUGAAAAAAUAUGAAAAAUUUUAAAAAAUUUUAAAAAAUUAAAGGAAAUUUGCCAAUUUUAGCCAUAAUUCCUAAAAAAAUGAGUGUUCCAUGCAUGGUUUUUGUGUUCUGCAUCUAAUUGUUGCAUUUUCAGCUCUUGUCGGACCUCCUGCAAAUGUCACAGUUCAAGCGCUCACCAACGAUUCGGUCGUUGUUCAAUGGGACUUUGACGAAGGCGCCAACGGCGGGCUUGCCGAUGGAUUUGUAGUGAAAUACAUUCAUGAGCCCGGUCGGGAAGAACAUUCGUCGCAGAAUAUGGACUUGUGGAAGCCGCAGAGUGUCAUGGAUCCGAAGGCGCGGCAUUUGGAAGUCGGCAGAUUAACGGCGCACAAGCCCUAUGCAUUUUGUGUGCUGGCGAUUAAAAAUAGUGUAAGUUCGUGGGGAAGUGGUCGAUUUUGGAAAUUUGGAAAAGUGUAUGGGACAUGUAAAGGUCUGAGAAUAUGCCCUUAGGGCUUAUUUACAAUUUCCCAUUGAUUUUUUUUUAGAUGUUUUGAAGUUUUGGCAAAAUUUUUGCCAAAAAAUCUUUUUUUUUGAUAAAAAAUGAGAAAAAUUAGUCGAUUUUGGAAAUUCCAAAGGUGUGUCUUGAACAUAUCAAGGUCUGAGAAUAUGCUCUUUUGCCUUAUUCAUUAUUAGCGACGAUUUUUUCAAGGUCUUUUGAAGUUCUUGCUAAAUUUUUGGCAAAAAAUCACUUUUAUGCAAAAAGAGAUUUUACUGGUAAAAUGAUGUCAUAUGAUAAGCCCUAAAGGCCUUUGUUAAAGCGGCCAUCGAUUUUCCGGGAUUUUUUUAAAAAAAAAAAAUUUCUGUUUCAGCGGCUUGGCCCUUGUUCGGAUCCGCCAACGACAAUUGAGAAAAUAUUCCCCACCCGAGUCGUCCAAAAUCUUCAUGUUCAAUACAAAACCUCUCAGUCGGUGGCGCUUCAUUGGGAUUUUGAUUCAACGCUGACGCACAACACCAACCUCGGCUUCUACAUCAAACAGUCCGGCACCAAGACGUAUCGGACCCAAUUCUUGAAGGAGGAGACGUUAACCGCCCCCGGCUUCGAGCGACGGAUCUCGGGGACCGAACGGAACUUCCUGUGGUCCAAUCUCCGGCCCUACAUGAACUACACGUUCAAGGUGGGCGUCUACUCGCUGGACGACGGAAAGGUGUACUGGCCGCGCGAGCUGACUGUGCGCACGGAUCCCACGGGCCCUCCGCUGGUCGAUACGCCCACUUUUGUCGAGUCGAAGCAGUUGGGCACGGCGGAGUUGCGGAUCCCUCCCGCGACCGAAGAGCACGGCCCUAUAAGCCACUAUUGGAUAGUGAUCAUCCCCGGGAAUUACAGUAAAGAAGAUGUGUUGAAUGUGGAUCCACAACAUUUGAUUCAAGCGACAAAUAGAUGGCAUCAGAAUUUGCAGCCGAAGAUCUCGGCGAAGUCCGCGAAACGACGCGACUUACGGAGCCUGGAUGCGCGCGAAAACUCGGCGUGGGAGACUGAACUUACCGCCGAUUCGGAAGUCCUCCGUUUCAACGAAGAGCUGGCGGUUUUGUUGCCCACAGAAGACUCUGGCGUCGACUCGGACUUUGAAAUUGACGAGAUUCUACAAGAAGAAGCGGAGAAGUCGAGGAAAAGAAAGUUGCCUAUGCUUGGAUGGGACGACGGGGAAGAGGAAUAUCCAAGAAAGACGAAGCGAGUGAAACGGAUCGCUAAAAGACGACAUCGAAGGCAUGAUAGGAAGCCCAGGGAGCCGAUUGCAAGUCUGUCGGCGAGGAGCUUGCAAGGAGUCUACGUGACGGCACAGCUGAGCUCAAUUCAAGUGGAGAACAUGAUGAGGGACAGUAAAACAUUCACCAUUGGUGAUGGAAAGGUAUGAGGGGGGAUGGCAGAUAGGUUGAUGAGGCUGUCGGGAAAAUAAUGAGCACUUUGUCGCAGGGAAAAUCGCAUGGGCGAUGAGAAAAUGAAAAGUGUCGCGGCAAAGGCAAAUUGCUUCUCACUUUAGCGACACGAUUGGCGCAGUGCUCAUCAUUUUCCAGACAGACUGAUAGGCCACUUAUGAAGUACAUUUUUUCUUCUAAGUUAUCUAGAGCCCCUCUAAUCAUCACGAAUUUCCAGGAAUACGGUGGAUUUUGGAAUAUGCCGCUCGGCACCGACGCCCAAUACCGCGUAAUGUCCCGCGCGUUCGCGGUCGACCAAAGCAACUCGCGCUACGAACGGCCCUUCGAGUACCGGGCGCCGAUGCAGGAGCCGGCCAGCAAGCUGUUCACCGAUUCCAUGAUCUCCGAACCCUUCAGCUCCAGGCCGGCGAUGAUUUCGCGGAUCGCGAGCCGCACCUCCAACAUCUUCUUCUUGGGCCCCGCCAUUGCGCUCGUCUUCAUCGUGUUGAUCAUCGGGAUGUUGGUGGCGUGGUACUUGAAGUGCUCGAAGAAGGGAUCGCCGGCGAGGAAUUUCAGUCUGGGAAAUGGCACCCUGACCAACAGACAUGGCAGCAUCACCAAGAUUGCGCUUGGCUCCGACUUUGCGCAAAUCAAUGGGAAUGGUGAGUUGUGGGGGAAGCUCGGAGGAAUGGGUGUCAGUUUGUCGGGGAAGAUGGGAUUUUCGAUGCAACAAUAUGCUCAUUAAUUUCCCGACAGACCCAUUUAAAUCCCAUAAAAUCCAAAAGUUUUUGUUAACUCCUUCAAACAACCUCUAAACAACUUUGCUUUCAGGAAACGGUCUUUACAACCCAACCGCCCGCCUAAACGAGACCUCCAAGCUCCUGAACGGCCAUGCGAAUGGCGGCGCCGACCUCAACGGUCACGCCAACGGUCAUCUGAACUCCAUGAACACCCUCAACAACCCCUACUCCACCGCGCCGCGCAACGCCAACUACCAUCAGAACGACACGGCUCUCUUCGACAUGUACGCUCCGAACGGUCAUCAGCCCAUCAGCAUGUCGCAAAACAACCUGCAUGAUGGAGCAAUGUUCACCGACAAUAUCUACGGUCAUCAUACCUUGCCGCCACAUCAUAGUAUGGCCAUGAGCGGGGGUUUCGGGCAGCCAAUGAAUCAACCCAUCCCGUUGAGCGACUUCAGAAGUCAUGUGGACCGUCUGAAGAUGAACGGAAACGAAGGGUUCAUCAAGGAGUUCGAGAGCAUCGACACGGAUCAGCACUUCACCUGGGACAACUCCAACUUGGAGGUGAACAAGCCGAAGAACCGCUACGCCAACGUGGUUGCGUACGACCACAGUAGGGUCAUCCUGAAGACGGUGACGCGCUCCGCCACCGGCGGACCGCGCGCUCUCGGCCUGGACGCCGUGUACGACGAGGAGGAGGAGCCGGGUAGCGACUACAUCAACGCCAACUACAUCAACGGCUACUUCAAGGAGAAGGCGUACAUUGCGACGCAGGGCCCGCUCCCGGAGACGUUCGCCGACUUCUGGCGAAUGGUCUGGGAGCAGGAGAGCGCCGUGAUCGUUAUGUUGACCAAACUGGAGGAGAGGUCGCGCGUCAAAUGCUCGCAGUAUUGGCCCAGCAAGGGCUCCGCGAUGUAUGGGCAUAUACGAGUGACUUUGGUUGACACCAACGAACUCGCCCACUAUACCAUCCGAACCAUGCGAUUGGAGCAUAUGGCGGAGAAGCAGAUCCGCGAGAUCAAGCACGCGCAGUUCACGUCGUGGCCCGAUCACGGGGUACCCGACCAUCCCACACCGUUCUUGAUGUUCCUGAAACGCGUCAGAACGCUGAACCCGCACAAUGCCGGCCCGAUCAUCACGCAUUGCAGCGCGGGAGUGGGCCGGACUGGCGCCUACAUUGUGGUGGACUGCAUGACCGAGCGCAUUCACGCCGAGAACUCGGUCGACAUCUACGGAUGUGUGAAGGAGCUGCGAGCGCAACGAAUGUACAUGGUGCAGACGGACGAGCAGUAUGUCUUUAUUCAUGAUGCGGUGCUGGACGCGAUUACGAGCGGAUCGACGGAAAUCCCGGCCUCCAAGUUCCAACAGCACAUCAAUACGCAUAUUCUGGGUGAGUGGUUUUGAUUUUUUUGAUGGCAGCUCUGCAAAAUGGUAAUUAGAUUCUGUCAUCAAUCUGUCGGGAAAAUAAUGAGCAUUGCAAGAAUUGUGUCGACGGCAAAUCUUGAAGUGCAGCUCAGCGUUGAAGGGGAGUCGGGGGACGUUUAGACCACCGAUCGUUCGCAACAAGUACACACACGCAAACACAAGUUUCUUUUAUUCACGUCAACGGGAACAACCGAUUAUCUUAAGAGCUAAUUGGUGAUAAAGUGUUCCUUUUAUACAACUCCAUUUAUGCUAAUUUCCGUGGGAAUUUUGGAGACCUUUGAGGCUCCACGAAAGAGCAUUGUAAGAAUUGCGUCGAAGGAAAAUGAAGUUGCUUUUUAUUUUAGCGAGCGAUUGGCACAGCGAGAUUGUGCUCAUUAUUUUUCCGACAGACUUAUAGCUGUCGGGACAGUUGUUGUCUCGGACAGUAUGCAGCUAAUGAAACUCCCUUGAACUUGUCUAAAUCCUUUUUUCAGGCCAGAACAGCAGCCUUGACCGCGAGUUCGAGAGCCUCAUGGCGCUCCAACCGCCGAACGCCUCCUUCCACGCCGCCUCCAUGCCCUUCAACCUGCCCAAAAAUCGGUCGCCCAAUCAACUGCCCUACGACUCGAAUCGAGUCCAACUGUCGCGUAUCCGCGACGUCGAAGGCUCCGACUACAUCAACGCGUCGUGGAUCGACAGCUACCGCAAGCGCGGGCAAUUCAUCGCGGCGCAAGCGCCGAUGCGCGACACCGUCAUCGACUUUUGGCGCAUGAUCUGGGAGUGCGACGUGGGAAUCGUGGUCUACUUGAACGGGAUCCCCGACACGGUGCCGCCGCACGAACACGACAAGUACGCCGAGUAUUGGCCGCAGACCUUCCACAUGCUGCGUUACGAUCAAUAUUUGGUGGAGAGCAAGAAGUUUGUCGAGUACGAGGCGUAUGCGUUGAGGGAGUUUGAGGUCACGGACGAUGUGGUGAGUUGGGAAGGUCGUGUAUAGGAUAAUUGAUGGUUUUAGACGAAGGAGACCAGGACGAUACGACAUAUUCAGUACCUAAGAUGGCCGGAUAGGGAUUUGCCGGAGACUGAAGCCAGCUUCAACCAGUAUAUUCAGUUGGUAAGUUCAUGAGAAAAUAUAAAAUUUAAAAUGAAUUUUUGCGUUUGUUGGGAAAAUAAUGUGGAUUUUUUGCAAAAAAAAAACUCGUGUCAUCGCAAUCGCAGAUCAACCAACCGCGGCUUCAACGCCGAGAGGUUUCAAGGCACAAACGAGUCCACAUUAUUUUCCCGACAAGCUGAUAAAAAUCAAGUUGACGCUAAAAUUACGCUCAAUUAAUCCUCAAUCCCUUCAGGUGAGCCAAACCCAACAACAGUUCGGUUAUUCCGGCCCAAUCCUUGUCCACUGCACCAAUGGCGCGGCGCGAACCGGCGUCUUCAUCGCCAUGUCCAUCAUCAUCGAGCGGAUCGCCGCCGAAAGCGUUGUGGACGUCUUCACCACCGUGAAAAUGUUGCGCGCCCAACGCCCCAACAUGGUGGAGAGUCGGCGCGAGCUGGAGUUCAUCUACAUGGCCGCGCUGGACUACAUGUCACAGUUAUAG
Molecule: messenger RNA, 14725 nt
Organism: Bursaphelenchus xylophilus (pine wood nematode)
Lineage: Eukaryota; Metazoa; Nematoda; Chromadorea; Rhabditida; Aphelenchoididae
Source: the annotation of a GenBank genome assembly